GAAUGGUCGGUGGUGUGCGCGCGAGGUCGGUGUGUGUCGGUGUGGUGCUUGUGUAGAGCGGUGCAGCGCACAGACGUGCUGUGUUCGGUGUUGAUGGCGUGCCUCGCCUCCCACGCCUCGUACGGUGUAUAGCGAGUGUGUUUUGCGCUCCUCCCACGCCCUCCACGCUCGGGUGUAUUUGUGUUGUGACGAGGUGUAGCGGGGGUGUUAGUGUGUGUGUGUGUGUGGGGGGGGGCACCCCAUCUCUCUGUGGCACUGAGUGCCGCUCAGGUUGGAGGUGAGGGCCCAGCAUGGUCCCCUGUCCAACAUGUUAAGCCAACAAAACACUCCAACCACCAACAUGAACGCGCUAGGCACUGUGUACGCCACCAAGCGCAGACGACGCAACGGCAAGAGUAUAAAGCCACAACCGAAGGAGGGUCAGACAAAGAGUAAUCCGUCCAAGCGUCACCGGGAGCGUCUUAACGCCGAGCUGGAUAACUUGGCUGGUCUCCUACCCUUUGAACAGAAUAUCCUCUCCAAGCUGGAUAGACUGUCUAUCCUUAGACUGGCUGUCUCCUACCUGCGGACCAAGAGCUAUUUUCAGGUUAUGAUGCACGGUGGUGGCGGAGGAGACAAACAAGACAGUGAAGUGAUCCAUCCCACGAGACAUAGAGAUCUCGUCACGUACGACCACCAAGUCCUCGACGGAGAGAUGUUCCUGCAGGCGCUGAACGGGUUCCUUGUUAUCUUAGCGUGUGAGGGCGAAGUGUUUUUCGCCACCCACAACAUCGAGUCCUACCUGGGCUUUCACCAGAGCGACAUCGUUCACCAGAGCGUGUACGAGUUGGUUCACUCCGAGGACCGGGAGGAGCUACAGCGACAAUUGAUGUGGAACUCCCACCUGACGCCGGAGCAGGCGCAGCUGACGCUCCAGGAGGCGCUCCACGGCGACCAGACUGCGCUCGAGCGCAACUUUACCGUUCGCUUCAGAUGUCUGCUGGACAACACCUCGGGGUUCCUGGCUUUGGACGUGAGAGGGAAGAUCAAGGUCCUUCACGGCCAGAACAGAAAAACAGAGGAGGCACCUCUGGCGCUCUUCGCCGUGUGUACGCCGUUCGGUCCGCCCUCCCUCCUGGAGUUACCUCAGAAGGAGGUCAUGUACAAGUCCAAACAUAAGCUUGACCUCUCCCUUGUCUCCAUGGACCAGAAGGGCAAGAUGCUGCUGGGAUACAGCGACCUGGAGCUGGCCAACAAGGGCGGUUAUGACCUGGUUCACUACGACGACCUCGCCUACGUCGCCUCAGCGCACCAGGAUGUUUUGAAGACCGGAGCGUGGGGAAUGAUAGCCUGUCUUCAGCCGAGAGACGGCACCUAGGCAAGUGGUUGCAGCUCUUCAAGGCUAGUUUACAAGAACUCCAAACCUGACUUCAUUAUCUGCACCCACAGGGACGCUCAUGUCGUGGAGGAGGAGGGUCGUGACCUGCUGGGGAAGCGGACGAUGGAUUUCAAGGUGUCGUACCUGGACCCUGGCCUCACACAGUCCUACCUCUGCGACUCCGAGCUGCCGCAGCUCUACGCCUCCCGCAUGAGCCGCAAGUACAAGACGCAGCUACGGGACUUCCUCACCACCUGCCGCACCAAGAGAAGCUACACCAACCUCUCCGACACAGCCUACAACAACUACAACAACGUAUACGGUGCGUCGGCCUACACUGCGGAUAACGGCAUCUAUAUGCAACAGAAUCUGGGUAACUUGCAAUCCCUCUAUCCGGCCAGUUAUCUCCCUACCGACAACCUGUUCCAUUACCGACAACUAGGCUCGUACUAUCCCGACUACAUGACGCACGGCUACGUCAGCAACGGUUACGUGGAUCCCGCGCGCUCCUGCCUCAGCUACGACACGACGGGGCUUACCAAAACAGCGGCCGACCAGAAGCUCUACUGCACGACGCAGCUUGACGCGUCGAAAUACCAGUACAAGCCGACAGAUGCUUACACCGCCGUCUACGGCACCAACACAGUCUUACCGUCGCUGGAACACAAGUACAGCGAACUUCGUGCAGCGGAAGUGCGGCGGGACGACCCAUCGGCUCUAGCGUCGUUAGGGGCGCUAGCCGCCACGCCGGGAAUCACCACUACCGCCAGCUCCACCGCUACCACCACCGUCACGCACAAAGAGGAAAGCAAGGAGAGUGAAACGUACGCCAACACGACCCGCCAGACCGUACUCAUGUGGGGGUCCGCCUCUCACGAGUACGACCCCAACAAGAAGUACUCCGAGGUGCCUGUCUCCACGUCCGCCGCCUCGCUCGACCCCAACCUGAGCGGUGUCGCGUGUAAGUGGGGUCCCGCUACCCCGGCCUCCACCCCCGGCGCACGCAGUAGCGCCGGAGGGAGCCCGCACGGCGGGGAGGGGGCUUCGCCUCAUGCCGGGGGACCCCCCAGCGCCCACGUCGGGGCUGUGGCGUCCGCGGGUAAGGGUGGUGGGUACAGCUACAGCGAGGGCGGCGAGCAGUAUGGGGGAAGCCAGCUACCCGCAGAUCAGCAGGAAUCCAAUCCUCUGUUGUCCAUCUCUGAGGUAACGGACACCUUACUCAACCACCACGACUAG
Cherax quadricarinatus is the source of this 2593-nucleotide messenger RNA. The record is from RefSeq and is a predicted model, not a curated record. Lineage: Eukaryota; Metazoa; Arthropoda; Malacostraca; Decapoda; Parastacidae.